Molecule: messenger RNA, 1712 nt
Organism: Rhododendron vialii
Lineage: Eukaryota; Viridiplantae; Streptophyta; Magnoliopsida; Ericales; Ericaceae
Product: lysine-specific demethylase JMJ30
Exons: 7
Coding region: 176-1516 (446 amino acids)
Molecular function (GO): 2-oxoglutarate-dependent dioxygenase activity
Source: RefSeq, a predicted model, not a curated record
GUAAGAGUAUCCCUUUGGCUGGUGAGAUAUUUCUUGUCUUCUUUCGACGUCGGUGUCGGACAUAAAUAUCUUCCGAUAUUAAUAUACCCACCACUACCAGUGUUGUUGCACUGCGACGCGUUAUUAGAAAAAACUCACAGCACAGCACAGAACCUUCUCCUCGCGACCACCGCCAAUGUCCACCGCCUCAUCCGCCGCCCCCGCCCCCGGCACCCUAUCAACCCCGCUACUGGACGCACAAGGCCCAAAUAUCCUCCACGAGAUCUCCGAACAAGGCGGCUACGCCUACGUCGGCAUGUCAACCCUCGCCGCCGCCGGAGACCUCCGCGCGGCGGAGGCGGCUCGCGAGGUGGCGUGGGAGCAGCUCCACUCCGGCCCCUGGCACUCCGUGCUCCCAAUCUGGAGGGACGCCUACUCGAUGGCGUGCCUCCGCGUGGCCGGGUUCAGUUACGCCGCCGGCGAGUUUAGUGAGGCCAUUAGGGUCCUGGACAUGGGACUGAUUAUGGGAGGGUUGGCUCUGAGGAAGGAUUUGGAGUCGGCGAUCGACAAGGCGACGGCCAAGGCGACCGCGGUUACGGUUUCCGACCAAGGGGCGGAAGCAAAAUGUCGGGUUGUUCCUCGAGAAUUUAACGACGCGGAGGUGCUUCCGGCUUUGCCCAUGAAUUCACUGUCUUCUAACAUUGUUAGCAAACGAUCUGCUUUAUCCAUGGAGGAAUUCCUGUGUGACUAUUUCUUGUCAGGUUGUCCUGUUGUAAUCAGUGAAUGUAUGGCUCAUUGGCCAGCUAGGACAAAGUGGAAUGACAUGGAUUACCUUAAAAGGAUUGCUGGUUAUCGCACUGUUCCAGUUGAGGUUGGGAGGAACUAUUUAUGCUCAGAGUGGAAACAAGAACUAAUCACGUUUUCCCAGUUUCUUGAGAGGAUCCAGUCUAAUGACUGUAGUCCUGCUGGUCCAACAUAUUUAGCUCAGCAUCCAUUGUUUGAUCAGAUAGAAGAGCUACGAAAGGACAUACUUAUACCUGAUUACUGUUUUACUGGUGGCGGGGAGCUCAAAUCACUUAAUGCUUGGUUUGGUCCUGCUGGUACAGUAACACCAUUGCACCACGAUCCUCACCAUAAUAUACUUGCUCAGGUUGUUGGCAGAAAAUAUGUAAGGCUUUACCGUGCUACACUGUCAGAGGAACUUUACCCAUACAAUGAAUCCAUGCUCAAAAAUUCCAGCCAGGUUCAAAGUAAACACAAGGCCAUUUGGAUGAGUUCUUCUAUCACAAUUCUCUCCAUGGACUUCUCUACAUUUAGCCACUCGACCCUGGAUUUCUUCCUCCAUCGUGUUGAUCUGGACAGCAUGGAUGUGAACAAGUUUCCAAAGGUGCAUGACCUGGAAUUCAUGGACUGCAUUUUAGAGGAAGGUGAAAUGCUUUAUAUCCCUCCAAAAUGGUGGCAUUAUGUUCGAUCUCUUACAAAAAGUCUUUCUGUCAGCUUUUGGUGGAGUGACUCUGGAAGUUCAGAAGGGUCCUGAUUUUUUUGUUAACAAUCUUCUUGUUUCUCUCUAUUAAUGCUUUCAUCCCAGGCAAAAUUUGCUAGACAUUUUACAUAACAAUCUUAUACACACAGCCAGUAUGCUAUUAGUAAAAUUGCAAGAGAGUGUCGAAACGCAUAUUGGCAUUUUGGAUUUAUAAUUUUGCUUAUUCUAUUGGAGGAAGUUUUGACGAACA